AUGGCCUCUGGAUUAGUCUCCUUACCGAUUACUAUGCCCCCUACAUCCCCUCCCCCAACGCCCCGGCCCAAGGACAGGAAGCGAUCCACGUCCAGCUCAGUCAUGAUCCAGCAGGGCAUGGUCCAAGAGUUGGGACAUUAUCAGGACUAUCGCGAGCAACCACAACAGCAACACAGAGAGACAGACCAGGGCUUGGACAGUCGCAGGACCACCCAGUAUUACUCGGACGAGAGCUCAUACAACAGACAAAUGGAGCAGGAGAUGCACGAGUCGCAGCGAGAGCAAAAUGAGCGGGUGUCUCGAUUGAUGGGUCAGCGCAUGCUUCAAGGAUGGACCAUGCUCCAGGACACCUGUCCCAACCUUUCCUGCAAUGGGGUGCCUUUGAUGAGGAGCCGUGAAAAGAAGGAAAUAUGCGUCUCCUGCGGAAAGGACCCUCGUACAGCUGUCAACGGAGAGCCUGGAAAGGGACAAGGGCAGGGACAGGGACAUGAACAAGGGCAGGGACAAGGGCACAGUCGCGGACAAGGACAAGGCCCAGCCUCAUCGAUCGCUUAUCCUACGUCCCCCACUUCAAUAGCCAGCCCACGAGCGUCUGUGAUGAUGAGCCCUCCAUUGAGUGCAUCCUCGCCGCCGCAAUACAAAACCACAUCGCCUCGCACCCCACGCGAUCUGAAUGGACGAGUCUCGAGCUCGAUUGUCCUUCCUCCACCUCAGAGGGCCAGCCGGCAUUUGAGCAGCGAUUUGGAUAAACUGGCCUCGGAGGAUGAGGAGACGAACAGCCAUAUCCAAUUGAUCGGACAUGUUAACGAGUUCAGUUCCAGGUCCCUGCCCCCUGUGCCCCCCGUCCCUGCCAUUCACUCCAACCAUUCCAACCACUCGACGCCAUCGCGCCCAGUCUCGACCUAUUCCAAUUCCUCAGGAUACAGUCCAUCGGAGAAGGAACGGUCAUCAUCGUCCCGCACACACAAUCAGCACUCUUCUCACCAGCAUUAUCAGCAUCAUAUCGGACAUUCAUCUAUCCUACCAGCACCUCCAGCCCCAACACCCUUGUCGCCAGAGGAGGAGGCAGUUGUCCAUGCGACACACAAGACGAUCUCUGUCCUCCUGGUCAAGCUGGAGAUGUAUCGGUCUGCAUUCGAGGUGUCAGAUAAUCCUAAGGAAAGCCAGGCGUUGGUCAAUCAUAUCCGGGGCACCAUGGAGUGUCUUAAGGCCUGUCGCCAAGUUCUGUGA
Messenger RNA from Linnemannia hyalina, 1230 nucleotides. The record is from the annotation of a GenBank genome assembly. Lineage: Eukaryota; Fungi; Mortierellomycota; Mortierellomycetes; Mortierellales; Mortierellaceae.